Molecule: messenger RNA, 4798 nt
Organism: Nilaparvata lugens (brown planthopper)
Lineage: Eukaryota; Metazoa; Arthropoda; Insecta; Hemiptera; Delphacidae
Product: E3 ubiquitin-protein ligase RNF170
Exons: 6
Coding region: 265-1047 (260 amino acids)
Molecular function (GO): metal ion binding; ubiquitin protein ligase activity
Source: RefSeq, a predicted model, not a curated record
AAAUUGGGUCUGUUGGUAGGCACCUGAAAAAUCAUCACAUGCGCAUGUGCAUUACGGUGUGUCUGUUGUACCAAGAAGAUAGAUUCUUGUUCAAACUUGAAACUUCAAACUUAAAACAAUAACAAAGCGUCAGGAUUAUGUUAAUAUAAAUACUAGUUGUACUGCUUAGUAUACACAACUAUUUUGUAAAAUUAAUAUUUUAGAAAAGCUGGAUCGUUAAUCUAUUAAUCUCUUCUUGCUCAGUCCAAAUUUUCGAAUGACAAAAUGUUCGAAAAUAUAACUCAAUCAUCUGAACAUCUUCUGAACAUGGCAAAGGAUAGUUUAAUUUACGGUAUUGGAGAUGAAGUUCUACUCGCCACAGUAAUUGCAGUCAUCAGUAUUGGACUAUGGAUAUUUCUUUACGGGCGGAAUGAUGUUGCGGCUCUUUGGGGAUUUUUUGCUCGUAGACAACCUGUAAUAGACCCUGCCAACGAACCUGAAGCUGAGGACAAUGCAAAUCCAAACCCAACUUGUCCAAUCUGUUUGGAUGCGUGCCAGAUGGCACUCGAAACGAACUGCGGCCAUACAUAUUGCGGUGUAUGUCUGAAGACGCUGUACGAGAUGAACGGUUAUGUUAUUCUGAGAUGCCCGACUUGCCGCCAGAUGGUCUCAAUGUUGUUUCUGCACUUGACCCAACGAGAAGAAAACGCACCCAACAAUACGGCAUUGGCUGUGAAUCGAGCAAUUGUAAUAGAUUUCUUCAAUCUUUACAAUGUGACUCAUUCGGGAAUUGAAAGAAAUAUAAUGGAGCAUCUACGUGAUCUUCCUACUCUAUUACGAAACCUGUGGUAUGAAUUCUUCACAAUAAACGGCAUGUUGAGGUUCAGGUUUCGUGUCCGUAUUGGUUUCUAUUGCUCAAUGCUGCUUUUCUACCUAUGCGUCCCUUUCGAUAUAAUACCGGAAUCGAUGUUCGGUCUUCUAGGUCUCAUGGAUGAUAUUCUUAUUUCGUUAGUCUUCUUAGUAUAUUUGGCAGCAUUGUAUAGACGACAUGUGCUUGACAGACAUUAGGAUAUUAUCCGAGGCUUCAGAGUUGCAUUAGCUUAUUUAUGAAAUUUGCAAGAUCUGACUCCAAUAAAGUGGAAAUGUGAUUGCUUUUCAUAUGCUACUACAAUUCUGGAACCUCGUAUUCUAGUCAUGAUUACUGAUAAUCACUGAAAUGAAACCAGUGUGAUCUCCAUUGUGACCAUUGUUAUCUCCAAUUGGACUGCCAACAGCCUCCAAUCUCAGAAUCUCAAAGAAAGCAAUAUUUAUCUUGCUUUAGCCUUCUAUCCAAAAAGGAGCUUCCAUUCUAAAGUAAGUUUUUACUAAGAAAAUUAGUAUGGUAAUAGAGUUCUUCUUUUCACAGUAAAUAUUUAUUUUCAUUCAAACUAGUUUUUCAAAAUUUAGUUACCGUAUUCAUCACAUGCUUCUCUGAAGCGUAUAGUUCGCAAGAGAGUGUAGCUUUUCUAUCUAUAAAUGGAGCUUCUAUUCAAUCAACUUAUUACUAAGAGAAUUUUCAAAUGUAUUUUUAUAAUUUCAAUCGAAACAAGAUAUAUUAUUAUUUUGCUAAUAAUUAUCUUAUUCAUUCUAUGCUUCUCUCUUGACUGAUGUACACUAAAGUAUUAAGAUAUGUAUAACUUAUUUCUAGUUAUAUUUAAAGCUGACAAGGUUUUAUAGACUUACUCAAAAACCAUCUCUAUUUCGGCGGCCUUAAAAAAGACGGUGAUUCAAAACGUAGGUAGGCCUACUAAGAUACAGAGAAUAGUGAGAUAGAUAGUUUGGUUGGAAUUAGUGAUAGCGUCUAACUUACGAGACAAAGAAAAUGGUAAGUCAAAGCUGUAAAUAAUGUUCAAGAGACUGAGAAUUUGUAAAUCCUAGUUUGCUUGUUUUUCAAGCAAAUGGGAAAUGUGUAUAUUUGUUAUACAUUAGCCUACUAUCCAAAAAAGAGCUUCCAUUCUUUCAGCUAAGUGAGUUUUUACUAAGAAAAUUAGUAUGGUAAUAGAGUUCUUCUUUUCACAGUAAAUAUUUAUUUUCAUUCUAACUAGUUUUUCAAAUUUAGUUAUUCAUCACAUUCUAGGUUGUUGGUGUGAGCUUUUCAAUAAUUUGAUUUAUUUUUAUUUAUUCUUAUGUCUUUUAUCGGCAGAGAGAUCCUUUUGGAUUUUCUGCCUCGCCAUGUUACCCAAUGUCAUUUCCUAUCAACACUCACGUUUAUAGGUUAUGUAUUGGGUUCUUGAUGUUUUCUCACUAAAAAUUUUCACUUCCACUUUCUGAGUUUCUAUUAAUAAAGUUUUAAACCAAGAAAAGUAAACAAAUAUAAAAAUUUUGAUUAUAAUAAUUGAACUGAAAAUUUCUCAUUACAAUUUUUUCCAUGGCAACCAAACGAGAAUAAUUUAAUUUAAUUAUAAAUUGGAAAGUACAUAGACCGGUGAUAACAUAAAUUGAUCAGUUUGGGAAAAUAUUUUUGUUAUUCUCAGUUGUUAUUUUUUCUUUUCUAUUUUAUAUUCCAUUUAUAUCUGUCAUUGCUUGGGAGAUCAAAUAAUCUUCAUGUAAUGUAUUCAUUCAACAACAUUUUGAUAAUCAUAUUUAAUUAAUUGGCUCAGAAGCAGGUGUAAACAAGAAUUGAAUUGAUUUAAAUUUAUAUCAUUUUUCUUCUUUCUCUUUUUUAGAAUUGAAUAAGGUUUCAUGUUUAUCUCAUCUAUCUUAUUCUUCUCCUUAUUUCAUUCUUUUUCAUAGCAUAUAAUAAUUAUAAAGUAGAUAAUUAAGAUAAUGCUAUGAAAAAGAAUGAAUUAAGGAGAUAAUCUACUUUAUAAUUAUUAUAUGCUAUGAAAAAGAAUGAAAUAAGGAGAAGAAUAAGAUAGAUGAGAUAAACAUGAAACUUUAUGAUAAUUAUUAUCUUAAUUUAUAUCUAAUUUAAUUAUGUGUUUAUUUUUCAAAGUUAACUGUUCUCGUUUGCAAUAUUCUUAUUUUGUUUGAAGGUACGUUGUAUUUUUGUUUAUUUAAAUACUGUUGUAUUUUGUUUAUUUGUUUCGUAUUGUACUGUUAUUUCGUGCAAUUGGCAUUUCGAGACCUAACACGUCAUAAUAAAAAUUAAUUACAAUCAAUCAAUCUCUUCAACCUUUUGAGAUCACUAUACCUUAUUAGCUAGUCAGGUUAGUUCAUAAUUAUCUGUCAUUCAUGAAAUGAUCCAUGUAUUAUUUUUUAUUAUUAUUUUUGUGAGUUGGAAGUUAGUCGUGGAAUAAAGCGAUUUAAUUUCUAACGUGUAAGUUAUGAACGUGUGUUUUAUCACGUUCAUUAGCUUAGUAUAAAGGCAAUAUUAUUUUGCUCCAUGUAUCAUACAAACUAUAGUGAGUUGGCUUUUGGUCUGCAAAUCAAGGUCUUAAUUGGAAUCUCAUAAAUACUUUAAUGGAAUAUAAUGAAUACAUAAACAUUGAAUACUUGAAUCACAUAAAUAAUUGAAUUUUCAUCUCGAGGCCCAUAUCCGUUUGCUCGUUUCGUUUCAUUAAAAAGUGAUUGUUUGAGAUAUUGAUUACCUGAAGGGAUCUUUGUCUUUAAAAUCAAUUACAGGCUGUCCUAGUCCGGGCAGUUUAAACCGUACAUAAUUGUAUUUUUCAAAAAAUAGUAUCUUGUAAGGUAAGGUGAUGUUCAAAUAUUAAUUUUGCAAAGUUUUUUUUUUAAAUUAACGUCGCGAGUGGUUGCCAAUUCAAAACCUGAGGUGCUGACCAGAAGACGAGGGAUCAUCCAUAAGCUGGGAUUUUAUAUAAAAUGAUUUUUUUUAGUUCAGGUCAAUAUUAAUUACAUUUUUUAAUUGAGUUAAAUUACUAUUAUUAUUCAUUUUAUUUCUUAUUGACUCGCGCUUCGCCCCCUGCACCCCCGCGAGGUAGGUAGGUAGCAGCCUCCACGCUUAGCAGAGGGCAGUUUAUUUUAUUAUUUCUGAUGAAAAAUUUAGUUAUUAAUUUUUUUUGUUCAUAUUUCAUAAAAACUUGACUAACUGUUGAAAGUUUUCAAAAAAGUCACCUGGUCGGAAAUUGAACUCUGACAUUAUGCAUGGUGUGUUAGUAUUUGUCCUGAGAUGGAGAACGGAAGAUGUGAAAUUUGAUGAUUUUAAAAAAAAUCUCCAAAACAACUUUUCAGCAGAAAAAGUUAUCUCGACCAAGUGUUCUUUUGAAUAAACGGCUUUUUCUGCCAUGCAUGAUGAAAAAAGUUACAAAUUUAAUUUUUUCAAGGAUCCCCAAGCUUGUCCUGGAAAGGAGAUUUCAUGCCAGUCGAUAGAGCUUAUGAAUGACUAUCCAAGAUAUAAAUUUGAAGAAAUUUGGUCAAGCGAGUUUUGAUGAAAUCGUGAUAGAAACACAACAAAAUCCAUUUUCUCGACAAAAAUUGCAGCUCCUGCAAAUUUUGCAGAAAUGAGAAAUCACGUUUUCGAGAAAACCGUGGAAAACAUGGUUCUUUUAGUGAUCUUCCGACAUUUUGUAUUGGAUUUUAUUGAAUAAUUUCUUAUUGCCGGACCUUAGGUUUGAAAUUCCAAGUCAAUCCGCUAAGUAAUGUAUAAUAAAUUUAUAGCUAAUACAUGCCUUCCUCUUCUCCAUGAAGACAGAAUUUUUAUAUUAUGUUAUUUGAAUAGAAUAUUUUAAAACAAAGAUUGUUAACUUAAUGGUUAAGUUUAUUUGAAUUUAUUAAAUACGGUACUAGGUUUAAAUAGAUGUGUAUUUCUUCCAUGUGUUGUUGUAAAUAAUAAUGUUACACUUGUAAAUAAAUGUUGUUGAAUGAAAUAAAAGUUGUUAAU